AUGUUUUUAAAAACAAUUUUAUUAUUUUUUUUUUUAAUUUUAAUUUUAAUUUCUGGAGAAGAACCAAAUGAACCCUUAAGCUAUUAUUUUUAUGAUUAUAUAGGUGAUCCAUUUUUUCAAACAUCAAAUAUUCAACCUUCAUCUUCAUUAUCAUCAUCAUCAGUAUCACCAUCAGUAUCACCAUCAGUAUCACCAUCAUCAUUAUCAUUAACAAAUGAUUUAAAUAGUAAUAAAUUAAUAAUUGAAAUGUAUAAUAAAUGUAUAUUUAAUGAUUCAAAUUAUUAUUAUGAUUUAUCUUCAUUAAAAGGUGUUUCUUUAAAUUAUACUGAAAAUAGAUCAUUUUUAUUUAAUUAUUAUUUUUCAAUUUGUUCAAAAAAUGAAAUUUGUAAUUCAAUAUUAAAUGAUAAUGAAACUCAAUCAUGUCAAACAAUUAGUACUGGUGAGAUAUUUAAAACUGGAUUAAUUAAUCAAUUAUUACCAUUUGAAUUAAAACAAAAUGAAAUUAUUUUAACUUUUUUAAGUCAAGAUAGAAAAUCAAAAAUUAUAAUUUCAUGUGAACAUGGUGUUGAACAUAGUUUAGAAAAAUAUGAAGAAUAUCCAAUGAGCACUUUUAAUUUUUAUUUAAAAUCAAAAUAUGCUUGUUUACCAAAUUUAAAAACUUAUUCAUCAUUUAUUUGUGAAUCAAUUAAAUUAAAUAAUAAUAAUUCAAAUCAAGAUAGUUAUUAUGAUGAAGGUAUUAAAAUUAAAUCAAGAGAUGAAGAUAUUAUUUGUAAAUCAAAUAAUUCAACAACAAUUAAAUGUUUAAAUGAUGAUAAUACAAAAUGUUUAAUUGAUUCAUUUGGUAAAGUUAAAUGUAAAAAUCAAACUGAAUAUGUUUCAUGUUUUGGUGAUCAAAUAACUUGUCAAUAUAAUAAUUUUUUAUGUUCAAUUAAUAAAAAAUCAUUAAAUUCAAAUUUUAAUAAUAAUAAUAAUAAUAAUAAUAAUAAUAAUUUAUUAAAUGAAAAUUUAAAUGAAAAUUUUAAUAAUUCAAAUAAUAAUUUUAAUUUAAUUUCAAAAAAUUUAAUAAUUUUAUUAUUAUUUUUAAUUUUUUUUAUAUUUUAUUAA
This is a messenger RNA of Dictyostelium discoideum AX4, 1104 nucleotides long. RefSeq lists its product as hypothetical. The coding region runs from base 1 to 1104 and encodes 367 amino acids. The record is from RefSeq and is a predicted model, not a curated record. NCBI's taxonomy places the organism in Eukaryota, Evosea, Eumycetozoa, Dictyosteliales, Dictyosteliaceae. The transcript is spliced from 2 exons.